AUGUGGGCGGUUUCAUCAACAACAAAGACAUUAUUAUUCACCAAUUUCAAUUCCCAUUUCCACAAGCACAACCAUUCGCACUUCACUCUUCCGCUUCUUCUAAUGUCUAAUCCCAAAACCGCUAGGGUUUCUACUUCUUCUUCUCCUUCCUCUACUCCUCACGCGUCCCUCAAGCGCGUUGGUACCCACAAUGGAAGCUUCCAUUGCGAUGAAGCUCUUGGUUGCUUCAUGAUUCGUCUCACUCGCAAGUUCUUCAACGCUGAAAUCGUUCGCACUCGUGACCCUCAGGUGUUGGAGGGUCUGGAUGCUGUUCUUGAUGUUGGAGGUGUGUAUGAGCCUGCCCGAGAUCGGUAUGAUCAUCACCAGAAAGGAUUUGAGGAGGUUUUUGGGCAUGGUUUCUCCACUAAGUUGAGCAGUGCUGGUCUUGUUUAUAAGCAUUUUGGAAAGGAGAUUAUAGCAAAUGAGCUUAAGGUAGAUGAAGAGCACCAAGAUGUGAAUUACAUCUAUUUGGCUGUUUACAGGAGCUUCAUGGAGGCAAUUGAUGCCAUAGACAAUGGAAUCAACCAGUACGACACAGACCAGCCUCCAAAAUAUGUGAAUAAUACUCAUUUAUCCUCAAGAGUAGGAAAGUUUAAUUUGGAUUGGACAGAUGCUGACCAGUCAUCCGAGAAAGAAAACGAGGCCUUUCAUCGUGCCAUGGCUCUUGCUGGCAGCGAGUUCCUGGAUAGUGUUCGAUUUCACGUAAACUCAUGGUUACCAGCAAGGUCAAUUGUAAUGGAGACUGUUGCGGCUAGACAAACUGUUGAUCCUUCUGGAGAAAUUUUAGUUUUGAAAAAUUUCUGUCCUUGGAAGCUUCAUUUAUUCGAGCUUGAGAAGGAAAUGAAAAUUGACCCUCCAAUCAAAUAUGUUCUAUACGAGGAUGAGAGAAGCAAACAGUGGCGUGUGCAAGCAGUUUCAGUAUCUCCUGAUAGAUUUGAGAGCCGAAAAGCUCUACCCUUGCAGUGGCGAGGUUUAAGAGAUGACAUCCUGUCAAAGGAAGCUGACAUUCCUGGUUGUGUUUUUGUUCAUAUGAGUGGGUUUAUUGGCGGAAACCAAACUUUUGAAGGUGCCUUGGCCAUGGCAAAGGCUGCUUUGAAGCUGUAG
Messenger RNA from Lathyrus sativus (Indian pea), 1143 nucleotides. NCBI's taxonomy places the organism in Eukaryota, Viridiplantae, Streptophyta, Magnoliopsida, Fabales, Fabaceae. The record is from the annotation of a GenBank genome assembly.